AAGGGAGCGGGCGCAGAGGGAAGCCGCAGGCCCGCCCCUGUGUGCUCCUGUUCCCGCAGAUUUACGCGCUGGGCCUCCGUCCUCUGAGCGUGGCCCAUGUGUCUGCGCGGUGAGGGCUGGGUUCUGGUCUCUCUGCCACUGACCUGCUGAGUGACCUUAGCAAGCCAUUUACCGUCUCUGGCCUCACUUUAUUCCCUCCACGCGUCCGCCUGGCGCUUGCGUUUCUGAGCGCCCGAGCGCCAGGGUCUCGGGUGGGAGCAGGUGGGCGUCCCCGCGCACAGGGUGGGGCCGGGAGGCACUCGCUGGGACGCGUGUCUCCGCCUGAGUAUCUAGAACGUGCUAGAGUGACUGAAACAAAGCGUUCACAGGUGGAAGUUCCCUGUCACCCAGAUUCCUCGCCUAGGAGGCCACUGAGGCUGGGAAAGCAGGACGCCUGGGUUUGGGAAGAAAAUUGGCUUAAUCCACCCCUCCCUUUUGGGCCCACAUUCCUGAGCCCUUCGGUGGCAAGAAUGAAGAAAUUUAAGUGCAGUUAAUAAUUAAUCCCUAAGAGCCCUGAGAGGCCCAGGUGUGGGCGCAGCCCGCAGCAGGGACACCGCCCUGGUCCCCACUUCCCUCUCCCUGUCUCUCUGUGGGGCCAGCACCACCUCCUUAGGCCUGGAGACUUGGGGAGGGCGCGGCACAGGUCCAGGACAGGGGACCACCCUCUGUUCUCCCCAGAGCCAUGGCUGGGACUGCCGGGGUCCCAAGGGCCCCACUGGGAGAACUGGAAAAUCCAGCCGCCAGAUGGCCUCCCGCUCCCGGAAGCCGUGCCCAGGGUGGGGUGGAGGAGCCACGGCGCUUCAAGGCGUCUCCCAUCCCGGAAGCCAGGUGGCCACGAUGGGGUCCAGGCUGCCUCUCGUCCUCCUCCUGACCCUCCUCGGCGGCUCGUGUGGAGCAGGGCCAGGCAUGACUUUGCAACUGAAGCUGAAGGAGUCUUUUGUGGCAAAUUUUUCCUAUGAGUCCGGCUUCCUAGAAUUGCUGAAAAAGUUCUGCCUCCUCCUCCAUCUGCCAUCGGGCACCAACGUCACCCUCCACCACGUGGGACCCCCACACCAUGUCAUCUGCAGCACCUGAGAGCCGUUGAAGACUGUGCCCCUGGUGGCCAGGGCCUUUGGCCCCUGGGGUGCAGGGGGCAUGCCCUGACCCAUCUUCCAGGGUGGCCUCACCAUGUCGAGCGGCAAUAAAUACCGUGUCCUGAA
Molecule: messenger RNA, 1238 nt
Organism: Microcebus murinus (gray mouse lemur)
Lineage: Eukaryota; Metazoa; Chordata; Mammalia; Primates; Cheirogaleidae
Gene: SFTA2
Product: surfactant associated 2
Source: RefSeq, a predicted model, not a curated record